Molecule: messenger RNA, 1903 nt
Organism: Chara braunii
Lineage: Eukaryota; Viridiplantae; Streptophyta; Charophyceae; Charales; Characeae
Source: the annotation of a GenBank genome assembly
UAGAGGAAGAAGUGAUCACUGCCGCAUCCUAUUUCGAAGGAUCGCUAGUGUGAUGGUUGGAUGGAUUAGUGGCUUGAAAGUGAUUCGGCAGAAACAUGAGCAAUUGGGCGAAGACCCAUACUUUAGAGAGUUUUAUGGAGUUGGUAGAAGCGCAAUGGCACAACCCGCAGCAGGCCCAACAAGGCAGUGAUGCGUUGACCCGACUUGAUACUAAGAGGUACAAGACCGUGCGCAAACUUGCCUUUGUCGUAGAGCGUCUCAUUGUGGUCCCUGGAGUACGCUAUGAUCCACAUGCUUUAUUGACGAUGUAUUUGAGAUGUCUUCCCACAUACAACAAGAAAUUGUUAUUGGAGGAUAUUGGCCUCCGAGGCUUCCACAUGGAACUGGACAUAUCCAUAGUUCGACAUGGAGGAGGAAGUGGAAAGAAGGAUGCCGUGGAGGAGGACACAGAGAUGGAAGACGGUUUGGGGGGGAUGAGCAGGGUGAAGCGGAAUGGAAAGGGCAUUAUGAAUUAGAUAGAAGAAGUGCACCGUGCUGUCUGCCCAGAGGACGACAGCACUGCACGUUUCGUGAACAUAGAAGUCUUGUGUAUGGCAUUUAUGGGCGAGUCUGAAGGCUUCCAUGGCGGGGGUCAAGGCCUGGAAAGAGGAGUUGUUGGCGCGGAUGAGGACCGUGAGAUUGUCUGUGAACAUCUGUGCGGUGGGGAGAGCAAAGUCGUGGAGGGGGGUGUAGUUUUGUUCGGUCAGGCGGUCUAUGGAUGGGUCCUUGCGCAGGAACGGUGCGAUGGCUUCCAUUAUGAACAAGAAUAUUGGGGGUGCGAGGGGGUCGCCUUGUCGGACCGAUCUCGAUAUCGGGAGGCACGUGGGAAGACCUCAGGCAAUGCGACGACGCGACAGACGAUACUUCCGGGAGAAGCUACGCAUGUCACCGCGAGUGUUCGGGAAAUCGCAGAGGCAUGUGCGCCUCAUCUUCAGCGGCGGGUGACGUUCUACAGAGAGCCUUUGCAGCCAGACCAGAUUGUGGCGUACGCACUGUACAGAUGGGCGGGGAGACGUACGAGAACAACACGUGCAACUUCGGGAUUGGCAGAGCUUCUGGCCUGGUUGCCAUCCGCGACGUUACUGUCGUGCUGCUCCGGGUGGACGGAGAGAAGAUUGCCUGGCCGGCUGAAGUUCGUAAGCUCCUCGUUUUGCGGGCGUUCGCUGAUAAAGGGUUUCCCCAAUUGCCACGGUUGCAUUGACUGUACUCACAUCUACGUGGACAAGUCGACGUACGCACCGAGCGAAAACUAUUAUGACAGGAAGCGUCGUUUCUCCAUCGUCGCGCAGGUUGUCGUCGACUUGGACUUGCAUGUGCUUGAUGUGCACAUGGGAUACCCGGGUAGCUGCCACGACAUCAGGGUGCUCCAGUUGUCCAGCCUGUGGCAGCGCGCGGAGUCGAGGUCGUUGUUCCGUGGUCCCGCUGUGACACUACCGUUCGGUGUCCGGACGAACGGGUACAUCCUGGCGGACAAUGGCUACUCCCCUUCGGAAUGGAUGGUCGUCCCAUAUGGAGGCGUCAAUCAGGAGCUCGAUGAGGAGUGGUUUGACAACAAGCAGAAGGUGGCGAGGGGAGCGGUGGAGAGGGCGUUCGGCAGGCUGAAGGGGAUGUGGCGGCUGUUUCUGCGGACGCACAAGACCAACCUGGACACGCGCCCGCGACAGUUCACCGCCGUCUGUAUAUUCCACAACAUACUGAUUGACGCUGGAAUUCCAUUAUGAGAAUCUGCUAUGGGAGGUCGACGCUAAUGGUGUGCGAAGACGUGUGGACCUGGGGAUUGAAGAGCCCCUUCAGCCUACGUCGACAGACGAAGCGUUGGCCCUGAGGGAUGCUUUAGUGGAACGAAUGAAACACGAUUGAGUCG